GUUUAGAUCCUUCCCUCUGUUGGCACUUGGAGAGACGGGCUUCAGGGGCUGAAAUAUGGAGUGGAGUUAGAAGAGUUUCGUAUUUUAUGGGCAGUCGUCAACCUUCGCUUCUGUGUUUCACCCACACACUAUUAAAUGUUUUUUUUUUAAAUGAAUAUUUUUGUGGACACUUUGAUUUGCUCCUCUUUCAUCUAUUACUGCUUCAAACAACAAAAUGAAUGGAGGAAAAGUGGUUAAGAUGGCACGGCUGUCUUGUUUUAUGUGUUGUGUUAUUUUGUCAUUUUAUGUCAAGUAUUCUUUUGAUGGCGGUGCGGGCACCCGCAGUGGCUCCUCUUGUUGUCUGUUUAGGGAGGGAGGAAAUUUAAUAUGUGCUGUAUGCACAUUUAACAAUAAAGUUGUACUUGAUACUUGAUAUUCUUUAUAAUUUAGCAUCACACAUUCAAAUUGUUUUUUGUGUGUGUGUGUGUGUGUGUGUGAUUGAAAUUUGGUAGCAAUUGGACAUAAUCUGAAGGACAGAUGAUGUCUUUGGAGGACUCUUGGAAAUAGUCAAAAUGGGACAAAAUGGACUCGUUCAAACCAAAAUGGAAGACUUUCUGGGCCUUUUCAGCUGUGGGUUCUUGAGAUUAUUUUUUUUUGUGGCUCUACUCAUGAUAGACAAACCUACCAAAUUGCAUGUUGCUAAGUGACGCCAGCGUCGGAAGGGAUUGUAUUGCUGAGUGCAACACAAUCCGCCCCGUGUUCACAUUUUAGGCAACUGCUGUGAAGCUCGCGUCUGACGCAAUGUUUUUCUACCUGCUGAUUCUGAUAGCAUACCGCAGUAGCAGAUGGAUACCCAGGAAUCAGAGGCUUAAGUUCCAAAUUGUCAACGCUGUGUUCACGGCACUCGUGGUGUUCCCUCAGGUGUACGUCAUAGCAAGGCCUGCGUCGGCAAGGUACUGCAAGCAGCCCUUACUGAACAGCCUGGCUGCUUCCAUCGGCCUGUCCCUGGUGGCCUCAGGUUUUUCUGUGGUCUUUACGCUCAUAGAUCUAGUACCUCAGGGCUUGUGGGCGUCCUAUCACAUGUUCGGACUUCUGUCGUUUGGACACGGGCUGUGCUGCGCCAUCUUGACGCUCACUGCAACCGCAUGCGCCAGAACCACACCUGAGCUGUACCACAUGUCCCUUUUCAUCACAGUGGCAUCCAUUUUGAGCACAGGUGCACUGGCAGUCAAAGGCAGACUGUGGCUGACAAAAAGGCCGCAACAAUGAGCAAUAAAAGCAGCCCAGCUGUCUCACGUCGACAUCGGAUAGCACUCAUAUCAACGAUUCAUGCGGUUUCCAUGCCGCCGGCGAGCCGGUAACUCAAAACCAUGGGAAUGAAAGAAGAGAAAGCGAGUUAAUCCAGCUCACGUUUUAAUGCUUAGCUUCAUACAAAGCAGGUGUUUCCUUUUGCAGAUCCUUGACGUUUUGGUUCCCGUUGUAACCUGUUGAAAAUGUAACACAUAUGAUCCAAAAAGAUUUAGAGGUGAUACAGGCCAGCAGCUGUUAAAAA
This is a messenger RNA of Hippocampus zosterae (dwarf seahorse), 1531 nucleotides long. RefSeq lists its product as uncharacterized. The record is from RefSeq and is a predicted model, not a curated record. The coding region runs from base 781 to 1248 and encodes 155 amino acids. NCBI's taxonomy places the organism in Eukaryota, Metazoa, Chordata, Actinopteri, Syngnathiformes, Syngnathidae. The transcript has 6 exons.